Molecule: messenger RNA, 4669 nt
Organism: Odocoileus virginianus texanus
Lineage: Eukaryota; Metazoa; Chordata; Mammalia; Artiodactyla; Cervidae
Source: RefSeq, a predicted model, not a curated record
GUCGGUUCGGUCCCUCUAUUGGCUCCCCGCCCCCAGGCAGGUCCCCGGCAAAACUUCCCGGCUCCCGGACCGACCCCGCUGGCUAGUGGCCUCUACCCCUCCUCUUUCCGGCUUCUCCCGCCUCCGCUUUUUAGGGGAAGAAGGGUCUGCUGUUGUAGGGAGGGAACAGAGAGAAGGAAAUCUUACUUCAGCCUUGCUCUAGAUUAGACAUCAGCUAGAACUUCCCCAUUGUGACGGGAAGGGGGUGUCUCCUCGACCUCGAUUCAUUGUGGCCAGCCUGCCCAGAGGGUGAUAGAGCUGAUGACUUCCAUCAGCGACCGCUGGGUGUGAAACUCUGGUGUGAUAACACCUCUGGCUGGGGCUGCCAGAGUGAAAAUGAGGGCGAGCGAACUGUUGCUGGGAUGCUGUGGAGGUGGUAACAAGGCAGGCUGGAGCUAGUCAUCCUGAAUUGGUGAGCUGGAGCCCCACGGCUUCGGGGACACAGCAACUUGGUGAGGGGUACAGAGCUCCGGACUGGACAGCCCCGGAUCUGGCCGCAGUUCCCCUUUCGGGUCUCCAUCCUGGGUUCAAAGGUGAAGAGAACCUCGGCCCCGCGGGUAGAACCAGCUGGCACCGCCUGGGACAGGCUUACCACCCUACAUGUUCCCAGAGUCUGCAAGGCCCUCUGCGAGUUCCCAAGGCAGAGGAGGUAGAGCCUGAAGCCAGUGGAUGAAGAGACAGAAGCUAAAAGAUUCCAAAAAAGGAUGCGUGAGAGGGCCACGCAGACCUGGAACACGGGCGGCUGGCUGCUGGCACUUUGCCUGGCCUGGCUGUGGACCCGCCUGGCCUCAGCUUCCUUGCAGCCUCCAACUCCGACAGUCCCCGUGAAGCAGGGCACCUGCGAGGUGAUCGCCACCCACCGCUGCUGUAACCGGAACCACAUCGAGGAGCGCUCCCAGACCGUUAAGUGCUCUUGCUUUUCUGGCCAGGUGGCCGGCACCACCCGGGCAAAGCCCUCCUGUGUGGAUGCCUCCAUAGUCCUGCAGAAGUGGUGGUGUCACAUGGAGCCCUGCCUGCCAGGGGAGGAGUGUAAAGUGCUCCCGGACCUGUCGGGGUGGAGUUGCAGCAGUGGACACAAAGUCAGAACCACCAAGGUGACACGAUAGCUCUUGGGGUCAUGACCUGACAGCUUGAUUGAGCUAUGGACGAGAGAAGGGUGGCCAGUUAUCAGCCGGCAAAUAUUGGGAUUUGCUUACCUGACCCAUACCCUGUGCCCAGUACACGGUCCUCUUUCCAGGGGCAUUGCAGUCAAACUUCUCAGCAGAUCCAGACUUCAUAUCUCCAGGCCCAUCUCCAGUCACAUACCUGUGAUGCUGGGCUCUCCUGGGAGACAGAAGACAGUCAAGAUACAAUCCCUACCCUUUAAGGAGUGUUCAGUUAAGUUGGAGAGCAGACGAGAGGCAAUCUGGACAAUUUAGACUAAAGUGUGUGGUAUCAGGCUGUGGUUUCUGGACCAUAUGCUGUGAGCAUGUUGGGGUUUGAGGAGGAGACUCCCACAGCUCGUCGGCCACCCCCUAGCCACAGGGCACAAAGACAAGAGGUCAUAUUCACCACCCACUACUUCCCCACUUCACGUCCCUCUGAAUCCCCUGCAAGUGCUGACCUGCUAAAGGAAAACUCUCCCCUGAUGCUUGACCACCUGUAUCUCAUUUGGAUGGGACUGAAUUGACUUGGGAAGGGAAAGCCGAGAUGAAGCCGAACAACUUUCCCGAAAAGCUUCUGCAGGGGCCUUGCCUGCUUUGGGCAUGCUGGGUAUGGGCUGGACAGGACUGUAAAUCCACCCCACCCAGGUACCGCAAGUUUUUGUUUGUUUGCUCAUUCUAACAGAUGACGAAACUGAUUCCCACAGAGAUGAGAUGACUGGCCCAAGGUCUUAGUGCUUGGGCUCCUAAAUCUCUAAGACUGCUAACCUUUCGCUUAGCCUGGAUAUUAGGAUUGCAGCCUGGGUCUUCCAUGCUAUUUUUAGCUCAAGAACAGGAAUCUGCAAAAAACUGGCCGGACAGCAAAAUGAUUCUGAGCAAGAACUUUUACAAAGGUGACUCCUCUCUGAAAUAAUCCAGAACAUCUACUCACCAGGAUGUGGGGCCACUGGAUCUCCUCUCUGCCCUCAGCCCCAAAACUUCCAAACAGUCCCCUGACAGUCCAGUUACAGGUGGGCACUCUGAGCUGGUGGCCUCAUUGUUCUCUCGAACCUGUCUCUUCCGGAGUCCUUAGGAGUCUACACCUCUCAGAAGCUCUGGCUCCAAGAGAGGGUCUGGGGUAGCAUCCAGGGUAGGCUCAUCAGAGUCCUCUUCCUUCUAAGGCCCUUCUGGGCAGCAAGGGAACCCCUGGUGGGCUGGAUAGAGACUCUGUCCAGGCCUGAGGGUCAGCCAGUGAGAUUGGCACCCUAGAUAGUUUGGAGAUGACACAUACACAGGCCUCAGAGAUGCAAAUUACUUGCAUGUCUCAUCAGUAAGAAAAUCACAGACAGCCUCAAUGACUACUGGCAUCGACGGGGAUCGACUGGGAUCGCCAGGACUACGGGAUGUGAUGGGCCUUGAGGGGAAGGGUGUCAGUGGAGAACAGCUGGGACAGUGCUAAAUUCUGACUCUCGGAGAAGACAAAUCAGGGUUGGGGCUUAGUCUCAGCCCCUCUGUGCCUCUCUCUCCCUCCCUCCCCAUGUCGGAAAAUCAAGAACAUUCACCCCACUCCGGGGUUUAUCUUCUUGUUUUUGCCUUUUCAUUGCUUUUGGUAACAGGAUGAACAAUGAUGCUGGCUUCACGCUAGACUGUUACUGUCAGAAUUCUGACAACUUCGAAUCUCUCUGCACACAGUGGGGUCAUAGGGUGGGGUAGUCAAAGAGUAGGUCAAAGGUGGUCAUUGCUUCCUUCAGGUUUCGGAAUGGGUUAAGGGAUUGGCAUACUUUCUGGAAAGGAUAGUAAAUAUUCACAGGCUACAGACAGUCUCUGUGGCAUAUUUGUCUUUGUUGUUUAUUUUGUUUCAUGUUGUUUUUUAAAAAAGCCUUUUAGAAUGUGAAAACCAUUCUUAGUUCAAGGCCUAUACAAAACCAGGCCCCAGGCAAUUUUUGGAAGGUUGCCAGCCCCAGUGAACCUUUGAAGGCAGGCCAUCUCUGCAGCUUGAGUCUGCCUCCCGGCCUGCCUUCAGUGCAGUGGGAACCUGAGCUGGAGGGCUGGGUAGGGUUUUGUUUUUCUUCUAAUGUUCCUUGAGAGAUUGGCAAGUGAAUUAUUUAGACUACAAAUGAGACAGCUUUAACUGAGUCAGAGAGGAAGAGCCUGCUCUCCUUGAAGCCAGGAUGUGGGCUUCUCUACUCCCUUCCCAUCCCUCAAGACUGUGUCCAGGAGGGAGGGAGAGGACUCCAGUCUCCUGCCCAUCUUGCUGCAUCUGCAGUCACUGGGCUGUGAGCUGGGGGAUGAUACUAUACCUGAGCUGCCAACCGCCACCAGCCCCUGCCUCAUCCAGGCUCCUUGGUCCUCCCUGACCUUCCUCAUCCUUGCUUCAGAGAAGACUGCUUUCCUUUGGCACAUGCUGGAGUUUGCUCAUUCAUUUUUUUAACUCCUCAAAGCCUCCAUUUCCUCUUGACCCAUUCAUAUGUUUAUUUGAUGGGCUUUGAGGGGUAUUCUUUAUUUGGCCAGGAGAGCCCCAUACAACAGGAUCUGGUGGAGAAGGAAAAGCAUGUCAUCUCCCAACAGAAGCUCCCUUGGAUCCUGCUUCCAACUAAGUCAAUAUUUGUGCACAUUUUGUAGCUAUCUCAGUGGAAGUACAGGAAUGCAAAUGAAUUUUCCUGGAGUACAGAGGUCCUGGAGUCAUUUUAUGUUCCCUUUCUCCCUUAAGUGGGAUGGGCUCUCAGAUUUCCUGAAGUUGGCUGGUAACCCUACCCACCCAGCUUUGGAAGGAAGGUUGCCAACUGCAGAAGAUCAUGUGGCUAAUUUCUGUGGCCUCCUGGCAGUUUCAUUAAGGUCUGUGAGUGACAUCCUAAUUAAUGGCCCCUGACAGUUGGCUGGAGUUGAAGCCACCACUUCCUAAAAUCACAAUCUUAGAGCUAGGAGGGAUUUUAGAGAUCAUUAACCAACACCCUCAUUUGAAAGAUGAAAAAAGGAAGGCUCAGAGAGGUAAGGUAAUUUGCUCAAAAUCACACAGCAAGCUGGUGGCAGAUCCUGCCCAGUGAUCCAGACAAGUGCUCUUUAUCCUACUGCACAUUACCUCUUACCCUGGUAUAGAUGAGGGAUCUGGAAAGAAGCCAGAAUGUUAGCAAGGAUGAAUGUGAAAGAGCCUCACUCUAAAAUCGCUUGACCCUGUAAGUUCAAAAGAACAGAAUAAAGAGGAAUGGGAAGCACUUAGAGAUGUCUACACAGAAAGAGGGGAAAUGGGAUAAAGGGGGGAUUGAGAUCACUCAUUCAGAAGAACAUCAAAACACCAAAGCACUAUACAAAAUAAUUAAAAUGAAGCUUGAUUUCUGUCCUUCUUGGAGGAGAGAGAAUGGAGCCCUUAUCAGUCUUUGGGAGACCUGUGCACCCAGUUUUGAUGGCUUUAGGCUUCUUUAGAGCCUAGUACAGGGGUCUGCAAACCAAAGCCCAUGGACCACAUCUGGUCCACCACCUGUCUUUGUAAAUAAAGUUUUAUUGGAAUAUAA